Messenger RNA from Adineta steineri, 3303 nucleotides. The record is from the annotation of a GenBank genome assembly. Lineage: Eukaryota; Metazoa; Rotifera; Eurotatoria; Adinetida; Adinetidae.
AUGUUCUUAGCUAAUUCACAGUCAAAUUUUAAUGUUAUUCAACCUAUACCCCGAUUUUAUACUACUCGAUUUGGUCGUUAUACGAAAAUAGAUGAUGAUGAUAAUGAACAUGAUGAUAAUAAUCAUGAAUAUAAAAUUAAUCAGUUUAAUCAAGUGCCAAAUUUAGCUACAAAUGAAAAUAAUAAUUCAUUAAUUACAAUAACUGGUAUACGAAAUCGUGAUUGGAAUUUUCAUGAUAAUCCAAAAGAUUUUAAUGAUAAAGAUAUACCUCAUAUUAAAUAUCAAGUAAUUCCAUCUAUUAGUAAUACAAUUAAAAAUCGUUCAUCAAAUUGUACUAUAGAUAAUACUAAAAAUCAAUAUGAAGAAUAUGAUCUUGAUGAACAGGAUUUUCAAUGGCUUAUUGCAUAUAAUCAAUUUCGUACUGAAAAUCAUUUACCUGAAUUAGAUGAAAAUAUUUUUGAAUACAUCAUGCAAUUAUUUGAACAACAAUGUAUAUUUGCUCUACGACAGAAAAACUAUGCUGAUACAAUUCAAUGUGAUGCUUGUUUUCGUAUUGAUGAUGUUGAUGAUCUUAUCCAAUGUACACAAUGCAAAACAAUUAUUCAUAAAAAAUGUUAUGGAUUGGAUGUAAAUCAAAAUCAAUGGAUAUGUAGUUCAUGUCAAUUUGAUGAUAAUCAACAACGAUGUUGUAUAUGUGAUAAAAAUCGAGGAAUUUUGAAAGUGUUAAAAUCAUCGCCAGAUGAACAAUGGAUUCACCCAUUAUGUGCAUUUUGGUUUCCCGAAAUUGUAUUCGAUGAACAAAUGACACCGAUUUUAAAAGAUAUUCCUCCAGAAAACGAUGGAUUAUGCUUAUUAUGUUAUAAAGCAAUUGGUGUAAAAAUAAAUUGUUGUUGGAAAAAUUGUCAAAAUCAAUUUCAUGCAAAAUGUGCAAUAGAAUUUGGUCUAGAUAUGUUUAUUGCUGAAAAUGAUGAUAAUACUUCAAUUCGAUUACUUGCACUUUGUCAACGACAUACAGAAAAACUUGAUUCAUCAGAAAAACGAAUACGAAUGAAUAAAUUUCUCGAAACUAAACAAAAACGAUUCGAACAAUUUGCUUCAUAUAUUAAUUUAGAUAAAAUUAAAGAACAAACUACAAUUCUUCCAGAUAUUCUUGAAAGUAUUCAUGCAUAUUGGAUUCUUAAACGACAAACGAACAAUUGUCGGCCUUUGAUUGAUUUACCAGAUGAUAUUUUCUAUCAUGAAUAUGAUAAAAAUAUAAAUUUAGUAGAAUUUGCUCGUCAAUAUCAUUUAGAAUAUCAAAAUCAUGAUGCAGAUCUUAUCGAAGAAAAAUCUAAUAUGUUACAAUUUCUUGCUACAAAUAUGCCAACAUCAAUUCCAUUGAUUAAUAAUAUAUUUGUUAAAUUUGCUCGACGUCAUCGAAUAUAUUUUAAUGACUAUGAAAGAAAUCGAUUUUGUUUAUUAGAUGAUUAUACAAGUGAACGAAUUGUACAGGAUGCAUUAGAUAAUGCAAAACAAAAUCGAACAACAAUUGUAGUUGCACAUCGUCUAAGUACUAUUCGAAACGCAGACAUAAUUAUUGGAUUGAAUAAUGGACAAAUAGUUGAGCAUGGAACACAUGAUGAACUAAUGGAAAGCAAAGGACUUUAUUAUGAACAAGUAAAUGAACAAGGUGCAGAUGAACGAUAUGAAUCAUCAUCUGAAACAGAUACGAAAGAAGAAGCUAAAAUUAAACAAUCAUACACUCAAAGAUUAUUCACUAUUCGUAAAAAGAUCAGAGAAUUGAACGACUCUAUCGAAGAGAAAGAAAUUGAUAGCACUACAACAUCAUCGUUCGAUGAUUUUAUAGAAGAAAAAGAAAAAAAACAGUUUUUUUCAUUGUUUAUAUUUCGAAUAUUAAAGUUUAACAUACCAGAAUGGCAUUGGAUCUUAAUUGGUAGUAUAGCAUCCCUUAUUUUCGGUCUUAUUGAACCAGGAUUUGCAUAUUUAUAUUCGGGAAUUUAUGGUACAUUCGGUGAAUCAAAUGAAGAUAAACAGAAACAAUUAAUGAACACGUUUACGAUUGGCAUUUUCCUUGUAGGUGUUGUUGGUGCACUUUGUCAAUUUAUUCUAAAUUCUGCACUUGGAAAAUCUGGUGAAGAACUUACAGCACGCAUGCGUAGAUUAACAUUUUCAUCUUUACUUCGACAAGAAAUAGGUUAUUAUGAAAUGAAAGAAAAUUCUAUUAAUAUUCUAAGUACACGUCUGGCAUCAGACGCAGCAGCUAUUAAGGGAUUAACAGGAAUUCGUAUUGGUAUUCUUAUGCAAGGAUUCAGUGCUUUAGUAGCGUGCUUUAUUAUAGGAUUUAUUUCGAGUUGGAAAUUGACUUUAGUUCUUUCAUCUUUCACACCCGUACUGUACUUCUCAAGCAAAUUACAAGGACAAAGACAAGGCAAUAUAAGUAAAACACAAGAUAAAGAUUCAUAUUCUGAACAGGGUGGAAAGUGUGCUUCUGAAGCAAUAAAACAUAUUCGAACUGUAGUCGCUCUCCAUCAAGAAAAUCAUUUUAUCAACAUUUAUGAACAAUUUUUUGAUCAAGAAUUCAAAAAAAAUAUGUGUCGUCUAUUUAUAAUAGCAUUGGGUGCAGCUAUUGCUAAUUCUUUGAACUUCUUUCUCAUUGCUGUUAAUUAUUCGUAUGGUAGUACGCUUGUUCAAAAAGGCGAAAUGACUUUUCAAAAUGUAUUUAGAGUCUAUGCAGUUAUCCUGAGUGCAAUAAUGAGUACUGGUCAAGCAACAGGGAAAAAUUUAGCUUAUUCUAAAGCGAGACAUGCUGCAAUACGAAUUCUAAAAUUAAUCAAACGUACAUCUCAAAUUGAUCCUCAUGAUGAUUCAGGCAUUAUUCUAGACAAGAUCACAGGUCAAAUCGAAUUUCAAAAUGUCUAUUUUCGAUAUCCAUCAAGACGAAAUGUUCAAACACUUAAGAAUUUUUCAUUAACAUGUAUAAAUAAUAGUUCUACAGCUCUGGUUGGUCCUUCAGGAAGUGGAAAAUCAACAGUAAUUGAUUUAUUACAACGAUUCUAUGAUCCAUUAGAAGGUCAAAUUCUUUUGGAUGGUUAUGAUAUUCGUACACUUAACAUUCAAUGGUUUCGUUCACUGAUGGGUCUUGUUCAACAAGAACCAGUUCUAUUCGAUAUUUCAAUACGUGAUAAUAUAGCUUAUGGUGAUAAUAGCCGAGAAGUAUCUCAAGAUGAAAUAGAAAAAGUUGCUCAAAUAGCCAAUAUUCAUGAUUUUAUUAUAACAUUACCUAAAAUGUAUAUACAAUUUUAA